Molecule: messenger RNA, 2413 nt
Organism: Spodoptera exigua (beet armyworm)
Lineage: Eukaryota; Metazoa; Arthropoda; Insecta; Lepidoptera; Noctuidae
Source: the annotation of a GenBank genome assembly
GAUGGCUGACGAAAGGGUAAUUAAUAAGCACACAGCGAUACGGUUUCAUUCAGCCUCUUCAAGUGGUCAGCGGUGCACGUAGCCGAACGUUGCUAUUUUUAAUCUACAUUCUUUAUUAUCUGUGACAUAGCGUCUUUGGCGGGAAUUAACGGAAAAAGUGUUGCCCAGCGCUCUGAAGUCUAGGUCUAAGUACUUAGAAAUCACGUCGAGAAAAGUGUCUUACAAAGCAAAAACGUUCUUCGAGAAUGGAAUCACAUGAGAAGAACGUCUUCACAGUGGGGAAGGAACUUAGCCCCACGAACAAUGAUAUAGUUGAAAUGAAACCAGCAGCGAAUGGCGUUGAAGCAGGCCAAACGAAACAGCUGAAGGAUCUGGACGACCUUCUACCGUACGUUGGAGAUUUUGGCUGGUACCAGCGCAUACUGUUUCUGCUGAUGAUUCCCUACUCCUUCUUCUUCGCUUUCGUUUACUUUGGACAGAUCUUCAUGACUUUGGUGCCUGAAGAACAUUGGUGCUACGUGCCGGAGUUGGGAAACUUGAGCGUGGAAGAAAGACGCCAUCUGUCGAUACCAUUAAUCGACGGAAAAUAUGACAAAUGCUCCGUUUAUGAUGUAAACUGGACAUCAGUACUCCAGAAUGGAACUCUUACUCCAAACCCAGAAUGGACCGUGAAGAAAUGUGAACACAAAUGGGAAUUCAACUAUUCCGAUGUCCCUUAUGAAACUAUUGCGUCUCAGCAAGGAUGGGUGUGCGACAGAGAUGACUAUCCCGCGACUGCUCAAGCGGUUUUCUUCUGUGGAGGCAUAGCAGGAGGGUUCAUUUUUGGAUAUGUGGCUGACAAAUAUGGAAGACUACCGGCUUUGAUUGGUGCGAAUUUGGCUGGAUUUGUGGGUGGAUUAGGAUCAGUAUUUACAAAUGCUUUCUGGUCAUUCUGCAUCUGUCGUUUCAUCGUUGGAUUGGCUUACGACAACUGCUUCAUCAUCAUGUAUAUCGUUGUGCUCGAAUACGUAGGUCUAAAAUGGAGAACAUUUGUGGCCAACAUGUCAAUUGCUGUCUACUUCACAUUUGCUGCCUGCCUUCUACCCUGGAUAGCUCUGGCAGUGAAUGACUGGAAGAUCUAUACGCUCAUCAUCAGUGUUCCUCUGGCGUUAGCUGUUCUUACUCCUUGUGUUGUACCUGAGAGUGCUCGAUGGCUCAUAUCUCAAGGCCGAAUUGACGAAGCUAUCAAAAUUAUGCAAAAAUGCGAGCGAAUCAACAAGAAGAAAAUACCUAAUGAAGUUAUCGAAGAAUUUAGGGUCACAGCCACAGAAAUAGCAAAAGCUGAACAAGAAUGCAAGAACUACAGUGUCCUAGAUCUUCUCAAAACUCCUCGUCUUCGUCGGCACAGCAUUCUCCUGGUCAUCAUCUGGAUGUCCAUUGCCAUGGUCUUCGAUGGCCACGUCAGAAACGUUGGGUCCUUGGGCCUGGACAUCUUUAAAACCUUCACCGUUGCUACCUUCACGGAAUUCCCUGCCGAUGUUCUGCUGAUCCUGAUAUUGGAUAUCAUUGGACGUCGUUGGCUGGCGUUCAGUACGAUGGUCAUCAGUGGAAUUUUCAGUCUUUUAGCAUGCACUGCUCCUAUUGGUAUCGCCUCAGCCUCUCUAGCCAUCGUGGGCCGUUUCGCAGUAAACAUCUCAUUCAACAUCGGAAUGCAAUACGCGGCAGAACUUUUGCCAACAGUGGUACGAGCUCAAGGCAUCGCUCUAAUACACAUCAGUGGAUACGUCGCUACUAUACUUACACCGUACAUUGUUUAUAUGGCUACCAUAGCAAGAGAAAUCCCGCUACUAAUUCUAGGUGCUUUGGGCAUAUUUGGAGGGUUCCUAUGCCUGUUCCUCCCAGAGUCCAUGGGCAAGGAAAUGCCUCAAACUAUCCAAGAUGGUGAAGAAUAUGGCCUGGACCAGAAGUUCUGGGACUUUCCAUGCUGCAAUAGGAAGAAGAACAAAGAAGUAAAAGAAGAAUCACGAUAUUGAUGAAGAUGACGGAUUUUGUAUUGAUUUUCUAAAACAACUAUUGUGAUACUAACUCUAUCUACUUUAUUUUGAAUGCAAUAGAAAUGAAAAUUGAUUGGCACACGUACAUAAGAUAAUUUGGUUACGCUGAGAGUGAUUUCAAUAAUUAUGAAUCUCACAGUUCUGAACAAAAUUAGUUAGCCAAGUUUGUUAGAUCCAGCUUAUAGUUCACUAUCUUCCUGCCCGUGACUUUGACCGCAAACCUUAAUAUAUUAAACACUGAAAAGGUCUUCUUGAAAUAUUGCAUCUUUUAAAAAAUACCGCAUCAAAAUCUGUCACGCAGUUUUAAAGAUCUAAACACACAUAGAGACAGACAGCGGUAAACUGAGAAAAGCUCUACAAAUAAUUUCCCAUGAGUAAGC